CGUGCUCCAAUCCUGUGACAGGCCCCAGCCUCAGUUCUGAGAAGAGCUCGAAUCGUUUUGGUGGAGGACGCCCCCCACGUCCCAUCUCUGUGCUCAUCUCUGCCCCAGCUCACGCCUUCCGUCACUCCAUCCCCCAGGACUGCUCACAACAAGGACCCAGACUCUGAGAUGUCUACAUGUUACGAUUCUCACGAUUCCCUGUGUUCUCUUUUCUUUCAACUUGGAACAGUCUUACAAGGCUAUAAUAGAAUCGUUUCCCACCUAAAUAUUUGUAUUGUCUGUUGUCACUAGCCACAGCCCCUCUAGUCCAGGGAACGAGUCUGUCACCUCACCAAUGAGUCCCCAGUGCCUGGCACCAUGACCGGAUGUGGCCACUGCUCACUAAACACAGGCUGAUUGCCAGCGUGGUGGGAGGAAGGACGAAAACUUACAUUGACAGAAGCUCAGGAAAGGGAAGUGUCUCAGCCCAGGUCACCCAGCCUCUGUGUGAGACAGGGCAGAAGUGGAACUGAAAUUGCGCUGAUUCCCAGGCCCUGCCCUACCUCCCCCAGCCUCGAGUCCUAGAAGCAGUGUUGCCCUCUAGACUUGGGUUUGCUGGGGAGGAAGCAGACAGAGUGGGGUCUGGGGAGACAAGAUUCAGUCUGUCUGAAAGAUCCUAGGACCCGCUGCUCUCCGGUCACCCUUCAGGGAGAGCACAGAGAGGCCCUGGCAGGGGUUCUUCCCCUUCCUGUGAGGCCAUCCCUCUAGGACCUGUGAUGAGGAACACGGGGCCUGGGUUUUACCACACCCCAUGCAUCUGUCCGUCCGGCACAUGCUGAGGACUUUAUAAGCUGUCUGCGCAGCUGGGGACCAUGGGAUGCAGCGCCAGGACCCUGACCCUCACUGCUCUUCUCUGCCUCGGGCUGUGUUGGGGCCUGUGGGACCAGGCACAGAUGGGGACCCUCCCCAAACCCACCAUCUGGGCUGAGCCCAGCUCUGUGAUGCCCUGGGGGACACCUGUGACCAUCUGGUGUCAGGGGAGCUUGGAGGCCCAGGAGUACCACCUGCAUAAAGAGGGGGACUCAUGGAAUUGGGAGACACGGAAGCCACUGGAGUCCGGGUACAAGGCCAACUUCUCCAUCACAUACAUGACAGAUGUAUAUGCAGGAAGAUACCAGUGUGACUAUGAACGCCCCAAUGACUGGUCAGAAUACAGUGACCCCCUGGAGCUGGUGGUGACAGGAUCCCAUGGCCAGCCCAGUCUCUCAGCCCUGCCCAGCCCUGUUGUGACCUCAGGAGGGAACGUGACCUUCCAGUGUGCCUCACGGAUGGGAUUCCACAGAUUCGUCCUGAUGAAGGAAGGAGAACGCCAGCCCUCCUGGACCCUGGGCUCCCAGCCAGCCCCCCAUGGGCGGACCCAGGCCCUGUUCCCUGUUGGACCUGUGACCCCCAGCCUCAGGUGGACGUUCCGAUGCUAUGGCUAUUACAGCAACACCCCCCAGGUGUGGUCGGACCCCAGCGACCCCCUGGAGCUGCUGGUCUCAGGUGUGUCAGGGAAGCCCACCCUGCUGACCCAGCAUGGCUCUCUAAUGAUGUCUGGACAGAGUGUGACCCUCCAGUGUCGCUCUGAUGUUGGCUAUGACAGAUUCGCUCUGUCCAAAGAGGGGGCACCUGACCCUCCCCGGCAGCUUGGCAAGCAGCCCCAGGCUGGGAUCUCUGGGGCAGACUUCCCCCUGGGCCCUGUGAGACCCUCCCAUAGAGGCCGGUACACGUGCUACGGUGGACACAACCUCUCCUCCGAGUGGUCGGCCCCCAGUGACCCCCUGGACAUCCUGCUCACAGGACAGCUGCCCUACACACCCUCCCUCUCGGUGCAGCCGCGACGCAUGGUGGCCCCAGGAGAGAAUGUGACUCUGCUGUGUCAGUCACAGAGCCCUGUGGACACCUUCCUUCUGACCAAGGAGGGAGUAGCUGAUCCCCCGCUGCGUCUUAGAUCACAGUACCGAGCUGGGCGGCACCAGGCUGAAUUCCCCAUGAGUCCUGUGACCUCAGACCACGGGGGGUCCUACAGGUGCUACGGCUCUGCCAGCACCUCCCCCUAUCUGUUGUCACAGCCCAGUGACCCCCUGGAGCUCCUGGUCUCAGGACCCUCUAUGGGUCCCGGUCCCACAACCACAGGGCCAGGCUCAGCUGACUCUCCUGCCCAAGGUCCCCACUGGUACCUGUACAUCCUCAUCGUGGCCGUGGUGGCCUUCAUCCUGCUGCUCGGCCUCCUCGUCUGCCUCCAGGUUCGACACAGGCAUCAGAGCAAAGUCAGAAAGUCGGGGGCUGCAGACCCAGAGCCCAGGGACAGAGGCCUGCACGACAGAUCCAGCCCAGCUGCUGCCACCCAGGAGGAGAGCUUCUACGCUGCCAUGCAAGACACUCAGCCUGAGGAGGGGGUGGAGCUGGACCAUCAGCAGAACACACAAGAUGAAGACCCCCAGGGACUGACGUACGCCCAGGUGAGCCUGUCAAGAUCAAGAUUCAGGUGGGGACUGGCCAAUUCUCCUUUCCCUGUGUCAGAGGGAUUACUGGACUCGGAGGACAGACAAGCAGAGGAAAACAGGCAGACGGACUGUCAGGUUGCUGCAUAUGACAGCCCCCAGGAUGUAACCUACACCCAGCUUCACGCCUUGACUCUCAGACAGGAGACAAGGGCAUCCCCUCCCUCCCAAUUAGGGGAGCCCCCAGCAGAGCCCAGUGUAUAUGCUGCUCUGGCCAUGCACUAGCCCAGGAGGGGUCCUGACCCCACACUCCAUGGAGGGGGACCACAGGGACCCUGAAAGGCACAGGAGUUGCCUACAGUGAGUGUCACCUAAUGAUGACCCCAGCCAGCCUGGACUCUUCACUUGGACCAGCAAGAACUCCUGGGACCCUCUGGGAGUCACUGAUUCUGCCAUCAAAGAUAGUAAUACCCCUACACUUUGGAAAUCAAAGCAACAGACUUCCCAAUUACCCAUGAAUGAAAUGAGAAAAUCCAAAUGGAAAUGAGAGAAUGUUCACAGUGAAGGACAGUGUAAAUGUUACACAUCAAAUCUAUGAAAUGGGAAAAUAAGAACCAAGAACCAAUUUAUUAGAACAGAAAAAGACUCAAAUAAUUAAUGACAGAACCUAUUCUAUCGAGAAUUUGGGAAAAGAAUAGCAAGUUAUUCCAAACAAAGGUAGAAGGCAGAAAAUAAUAAAGAUAAGACAUAACUAGUAAUGAGGACAAAUUUAAAAAUAGAGAAAAAUCAAUGAAGCUGAAAGUGUUCCUUUUCGUAAGCAAUGGUCACAUUUAUAAAUCUUAGCCACAAAACCAAGGAAAGAGAGAGAGAGAGGGAGGAGGUACACAUCAUUAUUAGGAUGGCAUCCCAUCCUACAGACUUUAAAUUUAGAAUGGAACAUUAUUAACUCCUUUAUGCUGAUAUAUGAGACAUGUAGAUGAAAUGGGUAAAAUUCUCAAAAUAGAAGCUACUAAAUUGAUGGAGAAGUAGAAAUUAUGUAUCACCUUAUGAAUACAUUGAAUGCAUUGACUGUGAUUAAACUGUCCCCCAUCUGAAGUGUGUGGAAACUGAGAGAAAUGGAGUCAGAGUGGUGGCUGGCGGGGCUGGACUGUGGAAAUGGGGAGGUGUUGGUCAGGAUUACAGACAAGAAGAACAAGGUCUCUACAGUUGUAAGACCACAAGUUCUGGGGAUCUCAUAUACAGCAUGAUGACCGCAGCUCAUAACACUGUAUCCUAUUCUUGAAUGUUGCAAAGAGAGUAGAUCUAAAUGUUCUCAUCACAUACAAGAUAGGCAGCUGUGAUACGGCAUGGAAGUGUGAGCUAACCGCAUGGGGAUAAUCAUUUUGUUAUAUUUGUGUCUGUUGAGGAAGCUUCAUUGGCAAUUUCCUCCAAACACUUACCCCUUGAGGAAACACACACAUGCUUACACACAUGCAUACACACACACCAAAAUUACACAAACUUUUCCUGAGAAUAAAAAGGGAGGAAGCAAUAUUGGAUCAGGCCAGGGAACUUUGAACACCAAAAAAACUGGCAAGGUAAUUACAGAAUGAAAAAAGGGCAGAAAUUCCUCUCACAUAAACCUAGAUGUACAUCUCUAAACAAAACGUUCACAAAUAAGAUCCAGCAAUAGGACUCUACAUCAUGACCACACUGGAUUUUGGGGGGAGGGAAGGAACAGAGUAGUUUAACUCAAUCAAUAUAAUCUGAUACAUUAACAGAAUAUGUAAAAAUGACCAUCUCACAAACCAGAGGGAGGGGUAUGGGGAGAUGGUUGAAAAGGUGAAGGAGAUUAAGACGUACCAACUUCCAGUUACAUAAUAAAUGAGCGCCAGGGGUGAAAAUUACACUUUAGGAAAUAUAAUCAGUAACAUUGUAAUCAUUUUUUGUGUGACACAUGUUAAUUGGAUUUCUUAGAGUGAGCACUGCCUAAUGUAUAUAAAUGCUAAUUCACUAUGAUGGACCCUUGAAACUAAUAUCACAUGUUAACUAUAAAUCAAAAUUCAAAAAUGAUGUAUUAUAAGUUGGCUAA
Messenger RNA from Mustela erminea (ermine), 4536 nucleotides. Its product is annotated as leukocyte immunoglobulin-like receptor subfamily A member 6. Gene Ontology annotation, biological process: cytokine-mediated signaling pathway. Gene Ontology annotation, molecular function: inhibitory MHC class I receptor activity. The record is from RefSeq and is a predicted model, not a curated record. NCBI's taxonomy places the organism in Eukaryota, Metazoa, Chordata, Mammalia, Carnivora, Mustelidae. The transcript is spliced from 13 exons. Bases 852 to 2750 code for a protein of 632 amino acids.